GAAGUGGACUGUCGCUCGGUGAAGAUUGUGGAUCAUGGACGCAGUUAGCUAGAGAGUGUAAUCUUUCAUCUCUGAAUUCAUACAUUACAGGAAAUAACAGUGUACCUGUCGAUUUUCACACAGAAUGACCGACGACUUCGACAGUCGUGAGGCCCGGUCCAGCGGGGAGCUGUGGUCCGAGAUUUGCUCCAGUCUGCCGGAGGUGCAAGCCGAAACAGCUCCAGAGAACAAGACCGAGUUCAAAGACUCAUUCCAGCCAACAACACAAGUCGGAGUGCAGGUCAAUGGACAAUCAAAUGGGACAAGUAUCAGUUCUCCCAGUGCCAAGUGGGAACCCAUGGAGGAUUCUGAGAUCUACAUAGCCAGCUUAGAGAACCGCCUAAAGAAGUUAAAGGGCCAGUCCAGUGAUGUGACCUCCAGGGACAUGCUGCGCUCGUUGUCUCAAGCUAAGAAAGAAUGCUGGGAUAGAUUCCUGCACGACGUUCAGACCUCAGAACUUUUCCAAGGUGGUGACAUGGAUGAAAGUGCCCUCGAACACUUCAAGAGGUGGUUGAUUCCGGAGAAGGUGGCUAUCAGCGCAGAGGAGCUGGAAUAUCUCCUGAGGCCGUCUCAAAAUAAGGAACCAGCAGGGCCAAACCAAACACAAAACGGAGAGGACACAGAGGGAGAGAGACACAACCCUGAGGAAGAUGAACCUCACAGCCCAGAGAAAUGAGUGUGUUAAAAUAAUAACACUGGCAGAGGAACUAAUUUGGAGUGUAUUCAGUAAGGGUGACUUGUUAGCCAACACGCUUAUUUAGAGCUGUAUUAUGUCAUAUUGGUGUUUUGGCCAAAGCUUUUGUUAUUCGUUGUCAAAGAAGCAAUUACAGCCUGUCAUCAUUAUCUGUAUCCCCAGCAACUGAGUGUUAAGUACUUACUCAGCCACACGUGUUUUGUCUUUGUUAUUCAUCCCUUCAACUACAACUCACCAUGAAAAUAAUAAACAAAGAGUUUGAAAUUAGACUUUUUUCCGUCUAGCAGCAGAAUUAGCAUCUAGUCUAUGUAGUGAAUCCUACUUUAUUUGUAACAAGAAUAGCUUGCUACCCUACACACUCAUACAAACGUUAUAUGCAGUAUCAUGUUGUAAAUUAGACUCGUAUGACAUAAGCAGUGCAUUAUCCUCCAGAGACAUUAUUUUUCUGUGUUAAAAAUUGUGACAUCUAAAGUAGGAAUACUCGGUGAUAUAUUCACAAAUAUAUUGUAACAUAUUGUGUAACAUCUUUAUUUUUGCCAUGUUGAUUUUACACAUGAAGUUUUACCCGUGUUUCAAUAAAAAC
This is a messenger RNA of Xiphias gladius (swordfish), 1316 nucleotides long. It is a transcript of the gene ccdc32, whose product is annotated as coiled-coil domain containing 32. Lineage: Eukaryota; Metazoa; Chordata; Actinopteri; Istiophoriformes; Xiphiidae. The record is from RefSeq and is a predicted model, not a curated record. Gene Ontology annotation, biological process: cilium organization. The transcript has 4 exons. The coding region runs from base 125 to 715 and encodes 196 amino acids.